Emys orbicularis (European pond turtle) is the source of this 1677-nucleotide messenger RNA. It is a transcript of the gene IGSF5, whose product is annotated as immunoglobulin superfamily member 5. The transcript has 9 exons. The record is from RefSeq and is a predicted model, not a curated record. The coding region runs from base 1 to 1677 and encodes 558 amino acids. NCBI's taxonomy places the organism in Eukaryota, Metazoa, Chordata, Testudines, Emydidae. Gene Ontology annotation, cellular component: cell surface; bicellular tight junction. Gene Ontology annotation, biological process: cell-cell adhesion.
AUGGAGCUGAAGAAGGAAAGAAGGGGAAGAGGAACAGUCAUGGCUCUGCCUAACCCUGAUCAGCUAUUAGCAUAUCAGCAGGCAGGGCUGCGUAGACAUCAUGGUACAGAGCCUAUAAAACUGGUUUCAGGAGAAAAUGCUCCAAUGGAUAACCUCCAGAAAUUUAUCCCAGUCACUUUUAUCCUAUUUGCCUCACUAACAGGUUUUGGCUUUGGUUAUUCUGUUAUAAAUGGCCCAGCUAAUGCAACAGUCCUAGCUGGUUCAGAGGCCCGGUUUAACUGUACUGUGUCACAAGGAUGGCGAAUUAUCAUUUGGCUUUUAAACGGGAAUGCUGUUCUCACAACAACUCACCCUGGAGGAGCUGUUGUAACAAUGGAUCGCUUCACUCAGCAAAAUUAUACCAGUGGUGAGAAUUUUAUCUCAGAGCUGAUCAUCCACAACGUCCAACAGAACGAUUCUGGUAAAAUAGAAUGCAGCAUCCAAACUGGUGUCUCCAACAGCUAUGCCUUUCUUUCUGUGCAAGUUAAUGGAUCUUUGUUCAUCAAAGAUCACAACUCGGCAGUAGGAAAGAACGAAACAAUUGAAAUUGUUUGUGAAGCCUUAGGAUGGGCUCCAGCUCCAAACAUGACCUGGAUGAUAAACAACUCUUUUGUAGAUAAGUCCAGGUAUGUUACUAACCACAGUCAAGGAUCUAAUGAUCUUCACAAUGAAGUGAGCACCUUAACUUUGACUCCGAUGGCCAAUGAGACGCUGACUUGUUUAGCUUAUAUAGAGGCACUCCCUAAGCCCCAGAAUGCAACUGUAACUCUUAUUGUGCAGGAUUCUCUUGCAGAAAAUGGUAACCAAGAAGACAGCACGCGGACACGGACUAUUAUACUUGCAGUCACAUUGUCAAUUGGUUUUCUUCUUCUGAUCAUUAUUAUUUUUAUAAUAAUAUACUGCUGCCUAAAAAACAAAGAGUCCACCUAUCAAAAGGAGUUGAGAAAAGUUUCAACUAAGAAAACCAAUGAUGGUAGUGUGAAGACCAGGAGAAGCAGUGGUAAUGAAAAUUCUGGAUACAGUCCAGAGGACCCAGUGUACACAAAACAAAUGCCAAGAAUCGCUCCUCUUCCCCCAAUGGCCUCCAACUUUUAUCGCACAGAAGAAGAUUUAGAAGUCAGUUCCCCAUCAGAGAUCUCAACACAUGUAAGGUGGCAGUCAUCUCAGGUCCCCAGAUCAUCACGUUCUCUUCCAUACCACACUUCCAUUUCACCUGUGCAUCACCUUAAUCAUCAUAGGCAGCAACCUAAGACACAAAACUACAAGAGGCAGCAAAUAAGGACCCCUCACUUAAGGAUCAUUUACCCCAGGACCCUGCAAUCCAGAAGCCAGCAUCCACAUACCAGGACCCUGUACCGCCACAAAUACCAACACAGACAUCAGCACCCACACACUACGGCCCGGCAUCCCAGAACUCAGCAACUAAAGGGUCAGCACCUACAAACAAACAAACAACAACUCAGAAGUCAGCACCCACAACCUAGGAUCCACCAGCCCCAGGGGCAGCAAAUCAAGAACCAGAACCCUCCUGCCAGGACCAAACAAUUUGGGGGUCAGCAACCCCAGUCAAGGAACCAGAAAUCCACAGGCCAGAACCCCCAGCUAGUGACUCAGAAACCAAAGGAUCCUCAUCUGUAA